Neodiprion virginianus is the source of this 1894-nucleotide messenger RNA. RefSeq lists its product as uncharacterized. The transcript is spliced from 7 exons. The coding region runs from base 203 to 1105 and encodes 300 amino acids. NCBI's taxonomy places the organism in Eukaryota, Metazoa, Arthropoda, Insecta, Hymenoptera, Diprionidae. The record is from RefSeq and is a predicted model, not a curated record.
UAUGCUUUUAGGAACAUGAUUUAAAAUGUUUAACUGUCAAAACAAAGUUUUGUAACGUGAGAAAUCUUAUGAAUUUAUUCAAUUAAACGUUAUGUAUUUAAAAUUAAAAUAAGGUAUUUUGUAGUACAGCAUCUACGACUUACGAGUGACACAAUUUUAUCACUAAUCAGCAAACUCGUGAGCUUGCAGGUUAGUAGACAGAAUGGAAAAUGUUUUGGCAAAGCUGUAUGAUGCGCUAAGCCAGUUACGCUAUCCUGAAAUAGCAAAGAUCGACUUAAGAGACUUAGCGACAGUGGUACUUGCUGGUCAUAAUCGUAUCACCUUAUUAACAUGGCUUUUAUCCCGUGCAUCUCCAACACUUUCGACACACCUUGAAAAGUUUCAAGGGCAAAAGCUAAAAGAAGAAAUCGUAAAAUGUUAUUGUCAAAUGGGAAUUGUAAAUGAUGAAAGUGUGCUACUGGGCAAUUGUAGUAUGCAAAAACAACUGUCAUUUUUAAAAGCUGUAUUGUUGUUCACGAAGAGCUUGGACAGCACAGACAACUUACCUGUUGAUGAUUCUACCGUUUGUGAAAUCUUAGACGAACAUGUCAACAAACCCAUUAACAUCAUUCCUGCAACAUGUCAUAUAAGCACAAAACUGACAAAGUCUGAGGUGAAAAAGUAUCUGGAUGAAGUUGGACAAAGUGUAACAGAGGCGACGUCUUUUUUGCCUGUACAUGAAACUUCAAAAGUUACCGCUUUGGCAACUGAGGAUAGAAUUGAUUUGAGUACUGCAACGGAAUUUGAAAAUGGACAGAUGCUAUCAUUAGAGUCUACGGCAGCAACAUUCAGCACAGCUUUCAACUCCGCCGAAUUUGUGCAAAACUCUAAGCAGUUUAAUGCCACGACCAAGGAAAUAAUUUACAUAGACGAAACUAUUCAAAAUCUGUGCAAGGAUUUGAAUUCGUUUACACAGAUAUUCAAAUCAAAAGAAUCAAUUGUGGGAAAGAAAUUGCCAGAAUGUUUGGAGAAAAGUGAAACACCACUGAGUCUGUUGAUUCAGGAUAAUGUGAUACUUUCUGAAGAAAUAAGGAAGUUGUAUGAUCAAAGCCAUCUUGCAAACUAAGUAUGUGAUGCAUUGUUACAUUAAUAAAUUAUUCAAAUAUCUAAGUUAAAAAACAGUACAGACUGAUGAAAAUGCCACACACUUUGGUCAGGUAUCUAUUGACAGGCGUACAUUGAUAUUUGAUCGCAUCAAUACUUUUUCAUUCUAUGCGAGCAAUGUUCACAAUUUACUAGAUUGCCUGACAAAAUUAUUGAUGUUUUUCUCACCAGGCAAGAUAAUUUUUAUACAUCCCAGACAAAUGUGCACAAAUUUUAUUCUCAAAAUAAUUUAUUAAUUUGUCAUAUUAAUAAUUAUUAUCACACUUAGGUAGUUUUAUUUGUAUACUAAACUUACUUAUCCAAUAAUCACAAUUUGCCUUACAUAUAAAACUGAUGAUACAUUCGUAUAAAACCUAUUUAGUUAUUAGUCACACUUUAUAUGGAUAUUGCCAAAAAAAAAAUCCUUUUUCAAUCAGUGCGUAAGAAUAAAAACUAGGCUUUUACAAGUGUUAUGUUUAAUUCGGGUUUUACCUCUAAUUAUCUUACUCGGUCACUUAAUUAUAAUAUUUUAAUGUUUACAAGAAUAUCAGUAAGAAAUAGUUUAACGCAUUUCGGUAUUUAAAUUUUACAUUUCAUUUAUAGAAAUAUACGUCUGCCAUUUCUGAGUUAUUUCCAAUUUUCAUGAGGACUAGUUAACUACAGAAAUCUAAGGGAAUCUAAUUCGGUAUUUUCAAAUGAUGGUCUAAAUACCAUAGGCACACGCGAUCGUUUCGACAACUUACAAUUAACCAAAAGACAUGUGUCAUGUUUU